Molecule: messenger RNA, 962 nt
Organism: Folsomia candida
Lineage: Eukaryota; Metazoa; Arthropoda; Collembola; Entomobryomorpha; Isotomidae
Exons: 2
Coding region: 173-520 (115 amino acids)
Source: RefSeq, a predicted model, not a curated record
AUUUAAAGAAUAACCAUGCACUGAUUUCUACAGCGUCCAUUGCCAUUUGAAGACUCGUUCGUUUCGUUCAUUUACAGAACAGCAAGCCCUCUGCACGUACAUAUUCGCCUGCCUGCCUACUUGCUCUCUAUAUUUUGUUCGUGUGCUCAGGAAAAAAGAUUUGAUUCUCAAAAUGAAGGCGAUCAUUCUCCUCGUCGCUUUGGGGUUGGUAGCCUCGACCUACGCCAGCGGGGCCAAGACUUUCGGUGAUUCUUGCAACUUUAUCGCAUCUGGAAUUCAGAUUUUCAGCGACAACAAUUACGCCGAAGCCUGCGACACGGAGAAAAGUCUGAUUUGCGCCAUCAACAAGUGCGAUUGCGUCCCUGGGUUCCGAUGGGAGCAGAACUUUUUCGAAAAACUUGCCGGAGUUGGAGGAGCUUGCAUCCGAGAGUUAAAUGGCAGCGCUUCCGGAAUUAGUGCCUUUGGUGGAAUUUUCGCCACCCUCAUUGCCACCCUCGUCGUUCGUCAAGCCAUUUACUGAGCUCCUAUUUUUAGGGUUUUAAAUUUAAGACUUUAAACUUUAAUUUCCGUUCCUAUGAUUGAUUAUUAUUCCAGCUAAAACCGUCUGAAAUUCAGUAUACCUAGGAUUAGUUCUUGUGCAACUACAAUGUAUUGUUACUUAUUAUUUGACUAUUCAGUAGAGACUCUCAUUCAUUACUUAAUGUUUGCGUGUUUUAGUUAUGCAAUUGAAAUUAUUAUCUGUUAGCUUCGUUACUUUGAUUUUGAUUUAAAUUUGACUGACAAGUUUUUUGUUCCAUUCCAUAAAUCCAUUCCACAUGUUUAUGUUUUAAUGAUCUGAUACCAAUAAGAUUGAUGUGAUGAGUUAAAAAAGGUGGCUAAAUUUUAUAAUUAUAUUAUUAAUGAAAUAUAACAAUAAGACAAUUUGUUACAGUUUUUAUAAUAAAUUUUGUCAUUUCCAAUAA